Menidia menidia (Atlantic silverside) is the source of this 3457-nucleotide messenger RNA. The record is from the annotation of a GenBank genome assembly. Lineage: Eukaryota; Metazoa; Chordata; Actinopteri; Atheriniformes; Atherinopsidae.
UAAAGCACAAGAGGAAGGUGUUGUCAUCUAUUGGAGUUCAGCUAGCUUUAAACAUUCAGGAAUAUGUAUCCACCUUUCUCAGUUUGAGGUCGUAAACUUAAAGAGUAAAUCUGGAGGAGGCCGUCGCAUUGCUGGAGCUAUAUUUAGUUGUCAUGAUAAUUUCAUUCUCCUGGGCGAUUUAUUUUAUAUUUGUGUCGAAACCGUUGUUAGGGAAAACUUAGCUAAUCUGAUGUUACCAAUGGUUCGAUGACACCGACCGAGGCUCGAGAGUUGAAGCGAACAUCAUUCAACUUGUUGAACCGCUGAAGCAGCAGGAUGGAUUUUUCUAAAUUCCUGGAUGAUGACUUCGACGUGAAGGACUGGGUGAAUGGCGCCUUCAAAGUGGUGCAGAAGGACGCUCCGGGGAAGGCGGACAGCCACGCAGCAACACUGGUCAUGAAGCUGCAGCUGUUCAUUCAGGAAGUCAACAAUGCCAUCGAAGAAAGCAGCAAUCAGGCCCUUCAAAAUAUGCCCCGAGUGCUGCGAGACGUGGAGGCCCUGAAGCAGGAGGCCUCUUUUCUAAAGGAGCAAAUGGUCCUGGUGAAGGAGGACAUCAAGAAGUUUGAACAGGACACCGUGCAGUCCAUGCAGGUCUUGGUGGAAAUAGAUGAGGUGAAGAGUCGAAUGCAGCUGGCAGCAGAGGCUCUGCAGGAGGCAGACAAGUGGAGCACCCUGAGCGCAGACAUUGAAGAGACCUUCAAAACACAGGAUCUUGCUGUGAUUUCUUCCAAACUGACCAGCAUGCAGAACAGCUUGGCCAUGCUGGUCGACACGCCAGACUAUUCUGAAAAGUGCGUCCACCUCGAGGCUCUGAAAAACAGGCUGGAAGCCAUGGCCAGUCCUCAGAUAGUGUCAACCUUUAACUCCAUGUCUAUAGACCAAGCCAAGCUCUUUGUAAAAGUCUUCACAGAGAUAGACAGAAUGCCCCAGCUUCUUGCCUACUACUACAAGUGUCACAAAGGCCAGUUGGUGAGCAUCUGGCAGGAUCUCUCUCAGAGCGAGCUCAGUCUCAACCAGCAGCUGUCAGAAUUCUAUGACACCUUACUGUCUGCUUGGCACGCCCAGCUGCAGUGGAGCAGCCAGAACGAAGUCCAGGGGCUGACCUGUCACUCGAUGCUGACCCGCGAUGUCCACCGGCCACAGGUGUUUAAGAACCCCUAUGAGGUGGUGACAGUGCUGCUGAUCCAGACCUUGGGGGCCAUGGUGCCCUCCAUUCCCGUGUGCCUGGGCACAGUCAUGGAGCGGGCAGUCCAGGAGCAGCGCCUGGACACUCUGCUUGAGCUUCACCACACCGCAUCCACCUUUGGACACAGCCUGGAGGCCGCCAUGCUUCCACACCUGGGUGAUAAUAACCUCCUUAAGGUGAAUGAGCUGGUGUGCGCGCUGUACGAUCCCUACAAAUCUUAUCAGCUACAGUACGGAGACCUGGAGGAAGCCCACCUACUCAUUCAGAUCAGCGCCAUUCCUUUGGAGCACGGCGAGGUCAUCGAUUGUGUAGAAGAGCUGAGCCACUCUGUGGGCAAGUUGUUCGGUCUGGCCGGUGCUGCUAUGGAGCACUGUGUCAGGCUGACGGACGGGCUCGGAGUGUGUGGACUCCUCAAGGCUCUCAGAGCUCUCUUCACUAAGUAUGUGUCAGACUUCUCUACAACACUACAGUCAAUAAGGAAGAAGUGCAAACUUGAGGAUAUGCCAAGUCAAGCUGUUUUCCAGGAGGACUGGACGGCCUUCCAGAACUCAGUCAGGAUCAUUGCCACGUGUGGGGAGCUGCUCAGGCAGUGCGGAGCCUUUGAGCAGCAGCUGUCAAACAAGAUUUUGGGAACAGCGGGGAAGUACUUAUCGGAGUCCUACAGCCCACGCAGCCUGGCGGGCAUCCAGGAAGCCAGCUCCACGGAGAGGAAGAGCGGCGCGAAAAACCCCUGGCAGGACUACAACUACCUCCAGAGGGGAAACGUGGCCGAGUACAACAACCUGAUGGAGCUGCUCUACUCGUUAAAGGAGAAGGGCACAGGCAACUCCAGCCUGUUAGCUGAGCCCCGAACGGCCCUGACCAGACUCAAUCAGCAAGCCAACCAGCUGGCCUUCGACUCUGUCUUCCUGCAGAUCAAACACCAGCUCUGUCUUGUCUCCAAGAUGGAGAGUCAAGAGGCGGCUGGCAUUGGAGAGGGCUACACCGAAGACCUACCCACAUUCAGCCUGUCACCACAAGAGUACAUCACAAAUAUAGGGCAGUACCUGAUGUCUUUGCCUCUUCAUCUGGAGCCUUUUGUGACGCAGGAGGACCCGGCGCUGGAAAUGGCCUUGCAUGCCGGGAAGCUGCCUUUCCCACCAGAACAAGGUGACGAUCUUCCUGAGCUGGACAACACUGCAGAUUACUGGCUGGGCUCCAUUGCUCGUGCAACCAUGCAGACCUACUGCGAUGCCAUUUUGCGUAUUCCCCAACUGAGCCCACAUUCCACCAAACAGCUGGCCACAGAUAUUGACUAUUUGAGCAACGUGAUGGACGCCCUGGGCCUGCAGCCCUCCCGCAGCCUGCAGCACAUCGUCACGCUGCUGAGGGCUAAGCCGGACGACUACAGACAGACGGCCAAGCUGCUGCCUCGCCGGAUAGCGUCCACCAUCGCUGCGCUGCGGGGCAUCGACUACUGACACCAGCGGAGUCAGAGCAGGCCUCCGCGGGAGCCAUCAUCCCCCAGCAGGACUUGAGACUUCUUAUUCUGUAAGGAAUCAGAAGAAUGUGACAUUUAUAUCUGCUGGUUUACAUGUUACUUGCGAUUUUCACCGAGGGCUCUGUCUUGCUAAAGCAUUUCCGUUGGGAAGCUAAACGUGUGGGCGUGGGAAUGUGUAGACAUUAAUGUCGGGUGUCCCUGUCUUUUUCCCUGAUAAUGUUAAUCUCAUUUUUACUCAAGUGAUAUCUCACCAGGCAAGGGAAAAAGUAAAUUCAGCCUAAUAAUCCUUUUUUAUUUAUGCGUAAGAUCUUGAGGGGCUGGUGAAAUUUCAAGGCAUUUAAACCCUGUGUUUUCAAUCUAUCACUGGAAUAUAACUGAUCUGGGCUGUUAAAUUAUUCAGAGGUAAUAUUUGUGGUUUGAGCUGGAUUGUUUCUUCAUUAAAUCUCACUUUCAGAUAACCCUUAAAGUAAAGGUUUGGGUGGGGGGGUGUUCUUAUUUGUUCUACUGGGUGAGUAAUCUGGUAGAUUUUUUUGUAUUUUUCAUGCAGUAUCAGAAGGAUUUUCUGAAAACAUUAAAACUUUUUUUUACACACUAAAGUUCUUCUAUUUUGUUGAACAUGCAACCUUUUAGAAAAACUCAUGUGUGGGGAACUCUGUCUCGAUGUUGGAGAAAUAGAAGUGUGAAACUAUUGGCCCCUUUAAAGUCAUAUACCCUCCUAUAUUUACCUUUAAAGUUAUCCAUGACCCAUUUCU